AUGUCUACUGCAGUUCCUCCAGGUGGUCAACGUACUUUGCAAAAAAGAAGACAGGCUCAAAAUGCUAAGGAAAAUAAAUUAAAACAAACUCCAACAAGCGCAAGAGCAGCUGGUUUUGGUGGUUCUUCCAAUAACAUUCUAAAGAUCUUUACUGAUGAGGCCUCUAAUGGCUUAAGAGUCGAUCCAUUAGCUGUUUUAUUUUUAGCUGUUGGGUUCAUUUUCUCUGUUGUUGCUCUACAUGUUAUUGCUAAAAUGACCGGUAAAUUAUUUUGA
Molecule: messenger RNA, 273 nt
Organism: Saccharomycodes ludwigii
Lineage: Eukaryota; Fungi; Ascomycota; Saccharomycetes; Saccharomycodales; Saccharomycodaceae
Gene: SBH1
Product: Arf family guanine nucleotide exchange factor SBH1
Exons: 1
Coding region: 1-273 (90 amino acids)
Biological process (GO): intracellular protein transport
Cellular component (GO): Sec61 translocon complex
Source: RefSeq, a predicted model, not a curated record